Messenger RNA from Ipomoea nil (Japanese morning glory), 1826 nucleotides. RefSeq names its product fatty acyl-CoA reductase 3-like. The record is from RefSeq and is a predicted model, not a curated record. NCBI's taxonomy places the organism in Eukaryota, Viridiplantae, Streptophyta, Magnoliopsida, Solanales, Convolvulaceae. Gene Ontology annotation, biological process: long-chain fatty-acyl-CoA metabolic process; suberin biosynthetic process. Bases 67 to 1536 code for a protein of 489 amino acids. Gene Ontology annotation, molecular function: alcohol-forming very long-chain fatty acyl-CoA reductase (NADP+) activity. The transcript is spliced from 10 exons. Gene Ontology annotation, cellular component: intracellular membrane-bounded organelle.
GAGCCCUUCUUGAUCUUCUCACCAUCUUUCAUUUCUCUUUAAUUUUCUUGCUUAAUUGGUUCAGCUAUGGAGUUGGGCAGCGCUCUCCAGUUUCUUGACAACACCACCAUUCUUGUCACCGGCGCCGCCGGCUUUCUUGCAAAAAUUUUUUUGGAGAAAAUACUCAGGGUUCAGCCAAAUGUGAAGAAGCUCUACCUUCUACUAAGAGCAGCAGACACAGAGGCAGCUUUACAACGUUUCAACACUGAGAUUAUUGGGAAGGAAAUAUUCCAAAUCCUGAAAGAGAAGUGUGGGAAUUCCGUAAUUUCAGAGAAGGUAACAGUUGUAGCUGGCGACGUUUCGUAUGAGAAUUUAGGGGUUAAGGAUUCCCAUUUGCUGACUCGAAUGUUGAGUGAAGUAGAUGCUGUCGUUAAUCUAGCUGCAACCACUAAGUUUGAUGAAAGAUACGAUGUGGCACUGGGAGUUAACACCAUGGGACCUAAGCACGUAUUAAACUUUGCCAAAAAAUGCCCUAAAUUACGAAUUCUUCUUCAUGUAUCUACUGCAUAUGUAUCUGGUAUAAAGGAAGGGUUAAUAGCAGAGAGCCCAUACAAAAUGGGAGAGGCACUAAAUGGGAAAUCUGGUCUUGACAUUGAUGAAGAGAAGAGGGUGAUGGAAGAAGCAUUAAGAGAUCUAACUCGUGACAAUGCUUCACAAGAAUCCAUCACCUCAGCCAUGAAAGAUUUGGGAAUUCAAAGGGCAAGGAUGUAUGGGUGGCCAAACACAUAUGUAUUCACAAAAGCCUUGGGAGAGAUGGUUUUGGGGGAGUUUAAAGAAGAUUUGCCAGUUGUUAUUAUACGUCCAACCAUUAUUACUGGCACAUACAAAGAGCCUUUCCCUGGAUGGGUUGAAGGGAUCAGAACAAUUGAUAGCUUGGGACUUGGUUAUGGUAAAGGAAAACUAACAUGCUUCCUUGGUGAUCCUAAAACCAUUACAGAUGUGAUUCCAGCUGAUAUGGUGGUGAACGUGAUGAUAGUAGCAAUGGUGGCUCACGCCGAUGAACGAGGCAGCGGUGAGAGCAUAUACCACGUGGGAUCGUCGGUGUCGAACCCGAUCGAGUUCUCGCGCAUCCAAGACUUCGGCUACCGUUACUUCACACGGCACCCAUGGAUCGGAAAAGAUGGAAAGGCGGUGAGAGUUGGGAAGGUGACUGUGUUAAGCAGUAUGGCUAGUUUUCAACGAUACAUGACCAUCCGUUACUUGCUCCCUUUGAAGGGUUUGGGAAUAGUCAAUACAGCAUUUUGCAAGUAUUUCCAGACAACAUACAAUGAGAUGAACCUCAAAAUCAAGUUUCUAAUGAGGCUUGUAGACCUUUAUGGACCAUACUUAUUCUUCAAGGGGGUAUUUGAUGACAUGAACACAGAAAAGCUGUGGAGAGCAGCAAAAAGAGGAGGCAUUGAAACUGAUAUCUUCUAUUUUGAUCCAAAAGUCAUCAAUUGGGAUGAUUAUUUCCUGAAAGAUCACAUUCCUGGAGUUAUAAAGCGCAAUUACAAGUAAUUAAUUAAUUAAUGAAGCUGCAUAAAUAUUGUUUAAUUUCAGAAACUUGAAAUUAUGGGCUAAUUAACUUUAUUAUGGGAGGGACAUAAUCAUAGAUUUUAUAAAUCUCUGUCUGUCGUCCAAGAAUGAAGUUAGCAGAAAGUAAUCCAGCUGCAUUCCGUUAUUUUAGACAAUCUUAAAACGUGUUAUGAUCAGUGAAUGGAGAUAUUGAUGUUCAAUUCCAUUAUCAUCAGUUUUUAAUUUGUUGUAUUCUCCUGGAUUAAUUCACAAUUAAAUGGAUUGUUUGUGCA